Tinamus guttatus (white-throated tinamou) is the source of this 1029-nucleotide messenger RNA. Lineage: Eukaryota; Metazoa; Chordata; Aves; Tinamiformes; Tinamidae. The record is from RefSeq and is a predicted model, not a curated record.
AUGGAUGUUACCCAUGUUCCAGAGUUUGGCCACUUGAAGUACCUUCAUGUCACUAUUGACACAUUCAGCCACUUCAUAUGGGCAACUCCCCAGGCGGGAAAAAAGGCAGUCCAUGUAAUCUGUCACCUGACGGCCUGCUUUGCUGUAAUGGGAGUUACUGGGGGGCUCCGCAAUAUUUUGCAGCAAUUGUUGGGAAUUGGCUACGAGAGCGUGGACCAAGCAUGUGAAGGAAAAACAAAAAUGAGUAUGAAAGCAGGAGCUAACGCAGAGAAAAAACUUGGUGAGAGUGAUUAUGAGCAAAAAGAAUUGGGGAAAGUGAGAAAGUAUAUACUCCAAAAGAAGUUUCAUUACAGGCAGCAGAAAGGCAAGCAGUCGCUCAGAGUAAAUGAUGUUAGUGACAGGGAACAAUAUAAUGAAGAAUACUUGGAUGAUGGUACUGAAGAAAGGUUUUAUAACCAGAUGUCAGACUAUGAUAGUAAUAGCAAUCAUGAUUUCUUCUUUGGCAAAGUAAAAAGAAAGAAAAAUAUAGCAGCAGUUAGUAACCUUUCUUCAAUAAAGGAAAAGAACAGACCAGAGAAAACAACACUGAAGAAAGAAAAGAACACAAUGCCUAGGACGAUGCAAGAUUUGAUAGAGAACAAGCUACAUGCAGAAGCAAGGAAGUUAGAAUCAAUGUUCUGCAGUUCGCUGUCUACCUCUAAUCAGAAACCUCACAAUAAAAGUAGAAAUACUGAAGACCAGCCUCUCAAAAACAGGAGAACAGGUCUGUAUAAAAAGGUACCACGGGUCAAGAAGCAUCAAUUUGCUGAAGUUGCAGGUACUAAAUGGAAAAGUAAAAAAGCAUGUUUGGAGCAGCCUUUUCAUGCUUCGUGGGAAGCAAGCAAGAAACAUCAGGGCCAAAUGUCUCAAAUUACAGUGUUCCAAGGGAAAAGGAUUACAUUUGAUGACUAGACUUUAUGUAAACUCAGAUUUUAAAAGAAAAUUCAUGUAGAUUCGCAUCUGGUGAUAUUUUCUUAUGGAGCAACAACU